AUGGCUGCUCUCACUGGAAAGGUUGCCAUAAUCACCGGUGGCUCAAAUGGUAUUGGCAAGGCGACAGCUCUUCGUCUUGCGCACGAUGGUGCCAAGGUGGUUAUCCAGUAUCGCUCCAAUGAGCAAAGCGCCCAGGAGGUGGUGAGCCAAAUUGGAGAGCAGAACGCCCUGGCUGUCAAGGGAAAUGCCAGUUUGGAGAAGUUUGGUCAAAUUGACAUUGUCAUUGCCAACGCCGGUUCCUUGCCCCUCCAUGACCUGGCAAACACCUCGGAGCAAGACUUCAACGACAGUAUUGAUCUGAAUGUGAAGGGACCUUACUUUUUGGUUCAGAUUGCAGACAACCCACUUCAGAAGAUACAAAAAAAGGUCUUUGCUGCUGAUGCAGUGCCUCAUUUCCGUCCCGGUGGUCGAAUUAUCCUGGUUUCCACGACUCUUUGUCACGCCUCCACAGUCACCCCUCCCUAUCUCCUUUACUUGACCACGAAAGGUGCCAUCGAGCAGAUGGUCCGCGUUCUGGCUAAGGAGCUGGGCCCCAAGGAAAUCACAAUCAACGCCGUCGCCCGGCCAGAACCCGUGCUAAAUGCCAUGAAAAAUCUGAGCCCGCGAGGACACUUAGCUCAACCCGAGGAGAUUGCGGAGGCAAUGGGAUUUUUCAGCUCCCCAGCUAGUGGCUGGGUCUCAGGACAGGUCCUGCGCGUGAAUGGCGGCAUGGCAUAG
Molecule: messenger RNA, 717 nt
Organism: Penicillium psychrosexuale
Lineage: Eukaryota; Fungi; Ascomycota; Eurotiomycetes; Eurotiales; Aspergillaceae
Product: NAD(P)-binding protein
Exons: 5
Coding region: 1-717 (238 amino acids)
Source: RefSeq, a predicted model, not a curated record